This is a messenger RNA of Dentiscutata erythropus, 429 nucleotides long. The record is from the annotation of a GenBank genome assembly. Lineage: Eukaryota; Fungi; Glomeromycota; Glomeromycetes; Diversisporales; Gigasporaceae.
AUGGAUUAUGCAAAAAACUUUCCGCUUUCCAGUGAAUUUUUUUCGUUUUUGACUUUAUUAAAGAACUCUUGUAAUGGAGACUUGUUAGAAAUAACUUUUAAAGAUAUGGGUAUUAUAAUAACAAGAGACAUUCAUAAAUGUUUUAAAGGUCACAAAAAACGAAAAAGACUACAAAAUCACACUAUUAAAGAAAUGUACGUUGAUAUUAGUGGUGAAUCUGUAUAUAAUGAAAUGCAAGCAAAAAUUCGGGAACAGGAUGGAACUAUUAAAAUGUUAAGAGAUGAAAUUGAAAAGGUUAAACAUAAUAAAAUAAUGGAAGUUUUUGUUGAACGUUCUGUACAAAGCUUUUCAAGCUUAAAAUUAUUCAAUAAUGAUUAUUCUGUACUAGUAGUCGACAAUAAUGAAUCAUGGAAUGACUCGAUGAUUUAG